GUUUUCUAGAGGCUAUAAUAGGGACUUUGCCAACAAAAUAUAUUGUUGAAAUCUAAUGAAAGCACUUAUCCUUUUUUUAAUAUUUAUUUUAAUUAAAAAAUGCAUUGACCCUUUCAGUGUGAUGAACUGACGAGUGAUGACUAAUGACUGACGAGCGACUGUGAGGGGAUGAGAGUGAGAGUGAUAGUUGAUUGUUGACUUUUUCGAUUUUUUUCAUUACUUAACUGUACACAAAAAUGGAAAAAUAAUAGAGUCCCCAAAAUUCGCCAAAAUCGCCAACUGGCGCCGACAUUAAAAAACAGCGCUAAUCUUGGGCGCCAAGUCGCCAAAAUGGCGAUAAAUCGCCAAAUCUGGGCACCCUGCUAACGACACAAAAAUAUAAAUACGUAAUCAUCGAUAUACCGAUAAUCCUUCAAAAAACUGCUACUCCUACGGCCAAAAUCUUCCGAGUUUCACCAUAAAUGCACUAUUAUCUUUUCGCUUUAUUGGCUCUACUGUUUGCCAUCGCUGUCAUCAUUCCUAACCUCAAUAUAGAUUUCGCGACACAAAAACCCGAUCAAAACCCCAACAUGAGCGAAAGCAGCAAAAAUAAGUACUCCAUUUUACUACCCACGUACAACGAAGUAGAAAAUCUACCCAUUAUAAUAUGGCUGAUUGUCAAAUACAUGAAUGAAAGCGGUUAUGAUUACGAAGUGAUAAUCAUCGAUGACGGCAGCCCCGAUGGAACUCAGGACGCCGCUAAACAACUCCAAAAAAUCUACGGAGAAGAGAAAAUUUUGUUAAAACCCCGAGAGAAGAAGCUGGGUUUGGGAACGGCGUACAUCCACGGCAUGAAGCACGCAACUGGGAACUUUAUUCUUAUUAUGGAUGCGGAUUUGAGUCAUCAUCCGAAGUUCAUUCCACAGUUUAUCAAGAAACAACAAUCUAAAGACUAUGAUAUCGUUUCUGGUACGCGGUAUAUAGGGGACGGGGGAGUGUAUGGCUGGGAUUUCAAGAGGAAGUUGAUUUCGCGAGGAGCUAAUUUUUUGACGCAGUUGUUGUUGAGGCCUGGGGCCUCAGAUUUGACUGGCUCUUUUCGGUUAUAUAAAAAAGAUGUUUUGGAAAAGUUAAUCAAAAGUUGUAUUUCGAAAGGGUACGUUUUUCAGAUGGAGAUGAUUGUGAGGGCUCGGCAAUUUAGUUACAGCGUGGGGGAAGUGCCGAUUUCUUUUGUGGAUAGGGUGUACGGGGAAUCGAAAUUGGGAGGCUCUGAAAUAUUCCAGUUCGCGAAAGGUUUGCUUUAUUUGUUUGCAACUACUUAAAUUUAUCUAUAUAUGCAAUUAUUUGUAUUUUUUUUAACAAGAAUAAAAUUAUUUUUAAUUAGUGAAGCAGA
Zophobas morio is the source of this 1369-nucleotide messenger RNA. It is a transcript of the gene Dpm1, whose product is annotated as dolichol-phosphate mannosyltransferase subunit 1. The record is from RefSeq and is a predicted model, not a curated record. The coding region runs from base 462 to 1298 and encodes 278 amino acids. The transcript is spliced from 4 exons. Lineage: Eukaryota; Metazoa; Arthropoda; Insecta; Coleoptera; Tenebrionidae. Gene Ontology annotation, biological process: protein O-linked glycosylation via mannose; GPI anchor biosynthetic process; dolichol-linked oligosaccharide biosynthetic process. Gene Ontology annotation, molecular function: dolichyl-phosphate beta-D-mannosyltransferase activity. Gene Ontology annotation, cellular component: endoplasmic reticulum membrane.